Drosophila miranda is the source of this 894-nucleotide messenger RNA. Its product is annotated as proteoglycan 4-like. The coding region runs from base 1 to 894 and encodes 297 amino acids. NCBI's taxonomy places the organism in Eukaryota, Metazoa, Arthropoda, Insecta, Diptera, Drosophilidae. The transcript is spliced from 3 exons. The record is from RefSeq and is a predicted model, not a curated record.
AUGGGUGAUACGCAAAGUCGGCGGCAGGCGUACCAGGUCGAGCGCGAGGAGCAAAGGGCGAGUAGGAGUAGGUCCCCGGAGCUACAGUUAUUGGCCUCACCGCUAGUGUCAACCGCGGGAUCCAUGGGACCGACGGUGUCCCCCGUGGUAUCGCCGGGGUACACCGAGGCGGAAAGUGACCUGGAAUUGCGCGAGGAGCACCGGACCAGCAGACGCGAGGAGUCCCGCACCGGCAAGCGCGAGGAGCCCCGGACCAGCAGCCGCGAGGAGCCCCGGACCAGCAAGCACGAAGAGCCCCGCACCGGCAAGCGCGAGAAGCCCCACCCCAGCAAGCGCGAGGAGCGGCCUGAGGGAGGAAGGAGGGGGCGCACGGAGACGCGGAAGGAGGAGCCCAGUGAGCGGGCCUCGAAGCGGGAGUCCACGCGUUCGACGCGUACGGCCAAGGAAGAGGAGUCGUCGGCACGCACAAGGGGGAGGUCGACGGCGCGGCGAGGGGAUCAGCGGCCGACAGACCCACAGGUCGAGGAGCCGCAGCCAACGCCGACCGAAACCGCGGUCAAAGAGCCGCAGACAACGCCGACCGAAGCCGCGGUCAAAGAGCCGCAGGCAAUGCAGGCCGACAUCGCGGAAAACAACGCGGCCGCUGAGGCACGACGCCUCGCGGAAUGGCACCGGCGGUUCGCGCUGGCUUCGGCGGCGGAGGAGCGGAGGCAACGGCGUGUAUGGGAGGACGCCUUGACGCUGGCAAAGAGGCUGAAGGCCACGCAAGAGGCUGAAAAGGCGGCGCAAGAAGCGGAGGCGGAGCGCCACAAACGGGACGUCACGCACCAAUGGCGGAAAAGAAGAAGCCUGAACAACCAGGCCAACGUACUGGUGGAACGCUGGUAUAGGUAG